This is a messenger RNA of Nannospalax galili (Upper Galilee mountains blind mole rat), 2571 nucleotides long. Its product is annotated as NADH dehydrogenase [ubiquinone] 1 beta subcomplex subunit 1-like. Gene Ontology annotation, cellular component: mitochondrion. The record is from RefSeq and is a predicted model, not a curated record. Bases 2267 to 2554 code for a protein of 95 amino acids. The transcript has a single exon. Lineage: Eukaryota; Metazoa; Chordata; Mammalia; Rodentia; Spalacidae.
GCCCCAGCUGGCCUGGAACUUGCCUAUGUAGACCAGGCUGGCCUCAAAUUUGUAGAGAUCUGCCUGCCUCUGCCUCCCAAAUCCUGGGAUUAAAGGUGUGCCCAGCUGAGGCUAAUCUUUAAUGGGACUAAUCUUUCAUACCCACCUAGCUUGCACCUUUGAACUUUUGUUCCUUUCCCUACAAACUACAUUUUUAUAUCUUUAUGUUCCACUUCAUGCCCAGUGUAGACCUAGAUACGAAUAGUGAGCAGUAGCCUUGACAUAGACUGAAUAUUACCUUGUCUUAAAUAUUGUCUGCCAAACAUACUGGUUUAUUACUUUUUAAUUCAUUUUCAAGGUCUCAGGCAGAAUACAGUGAGAUUCUUUGCCAGUGUGUAACACAAAAUGGCCUGUAACCUGGCUCUCUGUAGCGUUCCAUCUGAAACUUGAGCCAAACUUGUUGGCAUUUCUCUCUGUGUUCUGAUCUUCCAAGAUAUCAGACAGCUCAUUGAGCUCUGUGUACAGUAUUCUAGGGCUUCUCUAGCCCCAAGCUAUAGACUCCUAUAUUCCUCCCCAAAGCCAGUGCCAAAGGCCUAAGAACCACAGCAUCACCACUCAUUACCAGUCUUCUGUAUUACUUAUUCCUGUCACAAAAUACCUGGCAAAAGUAGCUUAAGGAAGGAAGGGUUUAUUCUGGCUCACAGUUUGAGAGUCCAUGGCAAGGAAGGCAUGGCAUGGAGGCUGGAGAAAGGUAGCUGGUCAUAGUGCACCCAUAGUGCAGAAACGGGAAUAGUGCUGCUCCUUUCUCUUUUUUCUUUUUCUCCCAGCCCAGGAAUGGUGCCACCUAGAUUUAGAGUGGGUCUUCUGCCUUAAUUAACCCAAUCUAGAAACUCCCUCACAGACCUGCCCAGAGAUUGACAAGAUUAACCAUCUACAGGAGUAGUGAAAAUCAGGAAAGUACAAGAGAUGAAACCAUUUUAGGUCUCUAGUGGAGUUGAUCUGAGAACUGGGAAGAUACCUGGAGAACAGCCAGCUGGUGAUAGGAGUGGGCUGAGCGGCAAGUGUGAAAGUAGCUUGGGGCAGAGGUCAGUUGUAUUGGGAGGGGCGUCCACAUGGCCUGUAGUAGGACAUGGGGCUCAUAAGGAGGUUCUCUUCACUCACUGAACAAACCUACUUAUUCUAGCCCUGUGCUAGAGCACAGUAAAGAAGAACAGAGGGGCAAAGUGAGAGAAGUGAAGGAAGAAUGAGAGGAGCCAAGCUGGUCUUGGGAGGCCACCAGAGGGCACCCUUGGCUUACUUUGCCAUUUGAGAUUCACAUUCUUUGCUUUCUCUAUAUACAGAAUUUUCUUUUGCAGAGGGUCUUUUUUGGAUAUGUAUCCCAGGCUGACCUCAGACUCACUUUAUAGCCAACGAUGACCUUGAGCUUUUGAUCCUUCUGCCUCUACUUUCUGCAUGCUGUGAUUAUAGGCACACCUGAUUUACACAGUGCUGGGGGGUGGAACCUAAAGCUCAUUCAUAACUAGGCAAGCACUCUACCAAUUGAGCCAGAUCCCCAGACUCUCCCAAGAUUCUUUAUAAUGCCAGAAUGCUUUAAUUCUUUAUAAUGCUGUUGGAGGAGAUAAAGUGGCUAGACAUUAAGGAGACUUGGCAGGAAGUUGUGAAGGAUAGUAUGUGCAUAGGGGCACAAUUGAGCAAAGGCUUGGAAGAGGCAGAAGCUGGGAUGGGUCUGACUGCAAAUGGUCCCAACUUCAAUGAGGGCUGUGUUUUGGGGCAUUCGGGAUGAAGGUGAAGCAGGCUGUGGUGGUGCAUGCCUUUAAUCCCUGCACUCAGGAGGCAGAGGCAGGCAGGUCUCUGAGUUCAAAGCCAGCCUGGUCUACAGAGUGAGUUCCAGACCAGCUGGCGCUACUGGGAGGAAAAAAAAAGAGGAUGAAGGUGAAGUUGGGUAGAAGACUACAGGUGUAGCCAGGAACAACUGAAUACUUUGUUGAGUGGACUUUAAAACCAUUGGGGGAGGGGCGGCUGGAGAGAUGGCUCAGUGGUUAAGAGCACUGACUGCUCUUGCAGAGAACCCGGGUUCGAUUCCCAGCACCCACAUGGCAGCUACAAACCAUCCUUAACUCCAGUCCCAGGGGAAUCUGAAGCCCUCUUCUGACCUCCAAGGCAUUGCACGACACUGGUGCACUCACAUACAUGCAGGCAACACACUCAUACACAUAAAAUAAAAAUAAUUAAGGAGGCCCUGCUCUCUGCCACUGCCCUUGGAUGCGGGUCAGCCCGGGCCACAGUCAUGACAGAAUUGCUUCAGCUUGUGCUUGACUACUGGGUUCAUAUACUUGUCCCUAUGGGAUUUGUCAUUGGCUGUUAUCUAGACAAAAGGAAUAAUAAAAAACUAACUGCCUUCUGGAAUAAGAACAUGCUGUUUAAAUGGGAACUAAGGCCCGAUGAAGAAGUUACUUGGAAGACCCUCACUAAAUCACAGGAUGUUCACCUUUUAAAAGUUAUGGGAGAGCCGGGCGUGGUGGCACAUGCCUUUAAUCCCAGUACUAGGGAGGCAGAGGCAGGUGGAUCUCUGUGAGUUCAAGGCCAGCCUGG